GUUAAGCCCCACAUCACUGUCAACUCACGCUAUACGUCACGGUAAUUACACAUAGUCCGCGGUUGUUAUAUUCACCUGGUUUUCGUCACUCGGUGAAUUUAUACCCGAUUUACCCGGACUUUGUAUUUGAUUUUCAAUUUUAAAGUGCAAAAUGGAAUUUGGACGAAGCGUUUUCUUGGUAACAGUAGUUGCAUGCGUUGUUUUUCAAGAAGUUACCAGCUUAAUGUGUUACAGUUGUUCCAAUGCAGAAGAACCAAAGUGUGGGAAAACUUGGGAACUUUCUGAUAAAGAAGCGGAAAAAUACGUCGUUAACUGUACUGGGUACCAAGCUGCCUGUAAGAAAAUAGACACCACAGAUUCUAAUAAAGGACAGUUGCUGGUAACACGCUCGUGCUGGAGUGUAUCUAUUGGAACUGAUGUUGAAAUGAAUUCCAACUUUCUUGACUGCACGGAUAUCGCGAAUCUGGGAACUGCGUGCUAUUGUAAAGAAGCAGACGACAAACCUUGUAACGGAAAACAAGCGACGCUUACAUACAUUUCAUUAGUCAUGGCAGUAUUUUCAGUAUUUUGUAAUUUAAUUUUAUAGAAGUUAUUUUUAACUUAUAUGAUACCCAUUUGAAAACAAACUUAUAAAAAAUCUUUAAAUAACGUUUAAAUGACACUGUCAAAAU
Molecule: messenger RNA, 671 nt
Organism: Ruditapes philippinarum (Manila clam)
Lineage: Eukaryota; Metazoa; Mollusca; Bivalvia; Venerida; Veneridae
Exons: 3
Coding region: 152-586 (144 amino acids)
Biological process (GO): sleep; regulation of synaptic transmission, cholinergic; positive regulation of voltage-gated potassium channel activity
Source: RefSeq, a predicted model, not a curated record